Messenger RNA from Trematosphaeria pertusa, 1467 nucleotides. Its product is annotated as CRAL/TRIO domain-containing protein. Bases 1 to 1467 code for a protein of 488 amino acids. NCBI's taxonomy places the organism in Eukaryota, Fungi, Ascomycota, Dothideomycetes, Pleosporales, Trematosphaeriaceae. The transcript is spliced from 2 exons. The record is from RefSeq and is a predicted model, not a curated record.
AUGCCUCCGAACAUGCCCGCCGGGCGGCCCGGCACGCUCACACCCGAACAAGAAGUGAAGUUGCGCGAAAUGUGGGCAAUGACAAUGAGAAUAUUCGGGACAUAUGAGCCCCCUAUGGUCGAGAUUAAUGGCACCGAAACGCCAUCUUCCAUUGCGGCAAGCGAAAUAUCGGAAAAGGACGGCAAGAAAGAGAAGAAAAGCCGUCUUCACGUUUUCAGGCGGAAGAAGGGUGACAAAGGUACUGAUUCUGAAUCAACUACUACGUCUGGGACUGCAACACCGACGCCCUCAGAUAUCAGCUCGUUGUCGAUAGCGGACGAAGACGACAAGCACGGCCAGACGAAGGACUUCAGGGCCGCGAUAGCAAAUACCGCACCUGAGGAUCUGCGACAGGCGUUUUGGACCAUGGUCAAGCAUGACCAUCCGGACGGGCUUCUCCUCCGUUUCUUGCGCGCACGGAAAUGGGACGUGGACAAGGCGCUGGUGAUGAUGAUAUCGACCAUGCACUGGCGGUUGGAGCAAAUGCAUGUCGAUGACGAUAUCGUGAAGAAGGGCGAAGAAGCAGCUCUGCAAGAUAGCAAGAGUGGGGACGCUAAAGCGAAGAAAGAGGGGGAAGAUUUCCUGGCGCAGUUAAGAAUGGGAAAGAGCUACCUUCAUGGGCUUGACGGCGAAGGCAGGCCAAUGUGCGUUGUCCGCGCGCGGUUACAUAGGGCGGGCGAGCAGACCGAAGCCAGUCUUGAAAGAUUCACGGUUUACACGAUCGAGACGGCUAGGAUGCUGCUAAGGCCACCUGUCGACACCGCGACCAUCGUCUUCGACAUGACGGACUUCUCAAUGGCGAACAUGGACUAUUCGCCAGUAAAGUUCAUGAUAAAAUGCUUUGAAGCAAACUACCCAGAGUCCCUCGGCACAGUCCUCGUGUAUAAAGCACCCUGGAUAUUCAACGCUAUCUGGAACAUCAUCCGCGGCUGGCUAGACCCCGUGGUCGCCGGAAAAGUCCACUUCGCCAGGAACGUCGACGAGCUCGAGAAGUUCGUGCCGCGCUCGCAGAUACCGGCUGAGCUCGGCGGAGACGAGAAGUGGGAGUACUCAUACGUGGAACCGAUCGCAGGAGAGAACGCGAAGAUGGCAGAAGAAGAGCCAAGAGAGGCACUGCAAAGCGAGAGGAUAGAGAUGGUGAAGAGAUACGAGACCACGAUUUUGGAGUGGGUCAACGGGGCCGGGGUGACGGAGGGCCUGGAGGAAAGGAGAAAAGAACGGGAUACUAUUGCUGAAGAGCUGAGGCAGAAUUAUUGGAAGCUAGAUCCUUACCUCAGAGCACGAUCCCUGUACGACAGGAUAGGCAUGAUUGAGGAGGGCGGCUUGCUGAAUUUUUACCCCAAGGCGAAGAAGGAUCUUGCCCCUCCGGCGGCGGCUCAGCAGGAGACGGCCAGAGUGCCGCAGACGAGCGAGGAUGAUCUCGAUUAA